This is a messenger RNA of Toxotes jaculatrix (banded archerfish), 2851 nucleotides long. It is a transcript of the gene zdhhc8a, whose product is annotated as zinc finger DHHC-type palmitoyltransferase 8a. Gene Ontology annotation, biological process: protein palmitoylation. Gene Ontology annotation, molecular function: palmitoyltransferase activity. The record is from RefSeq and is a predicted model, not a curated record. The coding region runs from base 48 to 2456 and encodes 802 amino acids. NCBI's taxonomy places the organism in Eukaryota, Metazoa, Chordata, Actinopteri, Toxotidae. The transcript is spliced from 10 exons.
GUGUGUUUGGUUAGUAUGAGACGCUGGUGAGUUGUGGAGAGGACAGGAUGCCCGCCAGCGGCGCCGACUCGCUCAGACCCAGCGCCUUCAUCCCGGUGUGCACGGCCGCCUGCCUCCUGGUCGGCUCUACCUCUCUGUUCUUCGUCUUCACAUGCCCGUGGCUGGCUGUGACCAUCUGCCCUGCUGUGCCACCAUGCUGUGCCAUCCUCUUCCUUUUUGUGCUGGCCAACUUCACCAUGGCAACCUUUAUGGAUGCUGGUGUUCUCCCAAUGGCUAAUGAGGAUGAGGACAAAGACGACGAGUUCCGCGCUCCACUGUACAAGAACGUGGACGUGAAGGGCGUCCAGGUGCGGAUGAAGUGGUGCGCUUCAUGUCACUUCUACAGACCUCCGCGCUGCUCGCACUGCAGCGUCUGUGAUCACUGUGUGGAGGACUUUGACCAUCACUGUCCCUGGGUGAACAACUGCAUCGGGAGGCGCAACUACCGCUAUUUCUUCCUCUUUCUGUUGUCACUGACACUUCACAUGAUCGGUGUCUUCACCUUUGGCCUCAUAUUUGUCCUGCACCACAUGGACGAAUUAUGGAAGCUGCACUGCACAGUCACUUUGGUGGUGAUCAGUAUAUCAGGGCUGUUUCUCAUCCCGGUCCUGGGUCUCACUGGAUUCCACCUGUACCUGGUAUCCAGAGGGCGCACCACAAAUGAACAAGUAACUGGGAAGUUUCAGGGAGGAGUAAAUCCUUUUACACGAGGUUGUUGUAACAACCUGGAGUAUCUGGUUUGCAGUCCCAUCUCUCCAAAGUACACAGCAAGGCCCUGUAAGAAAACAGUUAUCCAUGUUCAGCCUCCGUUCCUGAGGCCAGAAAUCGACAGGCAGAUGCUAGUGAAAGUCAGGGAUAACGGGAUACAGAGCCAGGCUCUCCAAAAUAAACAAACCUCAGCCGGAGCUGUCGAGCUGUCAGACUUCAAGCAACUGAAAACUCCACCACCACUUCCACCGAAACCAGACCACGGCCUGCUUAAAAGCCAACUAGCUGCGAUGGAUGAGAUGGGAUAUCAUACCAAAUCCAUCAUUCCUGUAUCCAUUCCCACUGUACCACAGCUACGGCCAGUCCUGGAGGCCAUUUCCAGAGGAUCAUCACCCAUUCCACCAGAGCAGUUGUUGAAGACUUCAGAGCAGCAAGGGAACAACAAAGGGCCUGAUCUCCGCUCUGAGUCCAAAGUAAGCCCUGCGAGAGGCAGCCAGCAGGCGGGCCUACCCAGCCAGCCUCCACUCCAGACCAACACCACCUCCAGCUCACUGCAGCUCAACUCUCUUACGCUCAACUCCCGCUCUCUCACCCUCAAACACAGCAACCGGCAUGGUAGCAAAUCCCAGCUACCUGCCAUGCAUGCUGAUGGUUUGGGAUCCAAUCCCCCGCUGGGCAUCAUCUCCUCCUCCAGCCUGCUGGCCAACCACAGCAGCAGCAGCCUGUCCUAUGAUAACCUCAUCAACCCUGCAGACCCUCAGUUCCUGGCUCAGAGGGGGGUCCCUCCAGUCAGCUACCACCCUCACUUUACGGCCCUGGGCACAGAUGGGACUGUGGUGCAGCGGCCGCCUCCUCACGCCUAUAGUCCUGUGUUCAUGGGCAUCAGCAGACAGUCUCCUCAGCCUCGAGACCCCUCACCUUCUUUGCAGGGUCUCACCUCAAGGGAUCCCUCGCCCUCCUUCCAAGGUCUCAUUCAAAGAGACCCUUCUCCUGCUUUUCAAGGGCUGAUGCCAAGAGACCUCGCAUCUCAAAGCGUAACAUCACGAGAAGUUCCCCCUCCAGGUCUGGCCAUGCGAGAUCUGACCUCUCAAAGUUUUCGAGACAGCCUUCGUGAUCUCGGCCCACAGAGCUUGACACCUCAGAAAUCUGCUGCUGCGCGCUAUGACAACAUUUCAAAAACCAUCAUGGCAUCGAUACACGAGAGACGGGAGAUGGAGGAGAGGGAGAGGAUGCUGCGUCUUCAAGCCAGAUCUCAGGCACUCUAUGGCCCGGACGUGGGGAUCUAUGACAUCCCCAGCAGGAGGAGUCUACCACCAGACAACAUCCGGACUCCAGGCUCCCGUGGACCAACUCCUCCUGCCUAUGGUUCCAGGGAGUUUCUGAUGAGCACAGGUAUUCUUGGUUACAACAUGAGGACCUCGCCCCUCUCCAGCUCCUCCACAUCGUCUCUGACUCGAGGCCCGAAAACCUCCAGCUCUCCUCUGCAGAGCAGCAGCAGCAGCAGCCUGCAAAGCAAGGGCAGGUCAUCCUCUCCGGCCUACUGCCCUCCUGACAGACAGACGCAACCUCUCCCUUCCUCUACAUCCACCCUGCCCCGUUUACCCUCCUCCUCCGCCCCCUCCUACGCCUCAUAUGCUUCCACAAAACGAUCCUCGCUGACAUACUCCUCUGAGGGGAAGGACUCAGUCACCCUGGGAGCCCUGAAAUAAUACAAAAAAAAUACCCUUUUUUUCUGAUGGUGUGAAUGAAUCAUCUAUGCAGUGUUAGUCUCAGUUUUCACAGCUACAAAAUACUUUGUAAAUAAGAGGCCAUUUGGGAUUUUCCUGUGUGGGAGGAUGUGUGAGAAACAAACACACAGUGAAGGACAAACUUAGAAAUAUUCUUGCAAAGUCAUGGAAGUUUGACCAAAUCUGAAAAAAACAAACAAACAAAAAAACGGUGAAUCUCAGGAUAGCUGUGCCUCCUCUUACAAACAGAGCGAGCUCUAUAAACUCAGUCAAAGCAGAAGAACUAUGUGGAGAAUCCAGAUGAACUUAUUAUCUGUUUAUGUGUUUUGAUAUUGCUUUUGUGAAACAAUGUAUCAUCUAAUUUGUCUCCUGCUGAA